Messenger RNA from Magallana angulata, 2794 nucleotides. Its product is annotated as protein PIF-like. The record is from RefSeq and is a predicted model, not a curated record. NCBI's taxonomy places the organism in Eukaryota, Metazoa, Mollusca, Bivalvia, Ostreida, Ostreidae. Gene Ontology annotation, cellular component: extracellular region. The transcript has 6 exons. The coding region runs from base 378 to 2318 and encodes 646 amino acids. Gene Ontology annotation, molecular function: chitin binding.
UUUUACAAAAUGAGGUACCAAGUGGAAUGAUUGAUAGAUGAGAAAUGCUUGUACGGAGACAAGAAUCAAAUAAGAGGAGGUUUUAUUGAAACGCACAUAAAAUUGAUAUAUUACUUUUUCGAAUAUUCUAAUGUACCUGUAAUUUUUCCAUCGUUACGUCACUGAUGUAUACAUGUAUAUUUUUAGCAAAAUAACCUAUCACAUACAUGUAAAUCACAUGACUGAACUUUUUAAAAAACCUGAUUUUUGACCCCCUUAAUUGAUUUCUACUCAAUAAGAAAUACUAUAUAAAGAGGAGGGCUUAUGCAGGUUUCACUAUCGGACAAAUCUUUUCUACCAAAAACUGCUCUUAUUUUUUCAGUAAAAAAAGUAACAAAAUGUUACAAUUAUUUAAAUUGUUUGCUACUUUCUACUUGGUUUUACAACUUAAUAUCAUUGUCAACGGCGACCAGGAAAAACAAUGUAAAGAACUGUUUGACAUCAUUUUUGUCAUUGACGGGUCCGAUAGUAUCAACAAAGUUGACUACGAAACUCUACGACUUGCCAUGGAAGGAAUGGUAGAUCGUCUUAAUAUUGGGGACGGGAAUGGUCGAAUGGGUAUUGUAGUCUACAGUAGGGACAUAGCCCUCGAAGUCCCUCUAUCGUCUGAUAAGGAUUAUCUGAAAAACCAGGCCCGAAAUAUGCCCCACCCGAGGGACGGAACAAACACGGACCUUGGGAUAGAGAAAAUGAGGAAACUGUUUGAGGUGGCACGAAUCGACGUCCCGUUGAUUGGAAUUGUUGUGACAGAUGGAAUUUCCAAACAUCCCCAAAAAACGGCCAGACAAGCAGCUCUUGCUAAAGAAUUUGGCGUCAACAUGUACUCUGUAGGUGUCACAUACUUAACAGACAUUGAAGAACUGGAAGACAUUGCAUCAGAGAAAUCUCAGGUGCUCACUGUUGAAUCUUUUGACAUGUUGGCAAGGAAUCUGGAAGCCAUUGUUAAGCUGGUUUGUCCGACAACAACAACCACCACCACGACAACAACCACCACCACAACAACGACGACGACAACAACACCAGCACCAACAACGACAACAACACCGACAACAACGACAACUACUCCUACAACGACAACAACUCCAACAACCACCACUACAACACCAACAACAACUCCUACAACACCGACAACAACCAAACCGGGUCCUGAUCCAAGAAUAUGUAAUUACUGCAAAAUGAAAAAGGGAGUUGGAUUUCUGAAGCAUCCAGAAGACUGUGACAAAUACGUGGAGUGUUAUUUUGGAAAAAAUGGUAAAACUGAAGCAGAAUACAGACAGUGUCCAUUUGGAAUGUACUGGGAUCAAGAAGAAAUUAAAUGUAGAGCGUCUGCGGAAGUACAGUGUCCAAAAGAUAAAUGUUCCAUUCCAAGCAUUGUAUCUUAUCCAUUUGGUAACAUGGAGAACUGCAAAGCCCAUUGGGUGUGUAGUCAUGGUAAAUCAGUCCCAAUGUGUUGCCCAGAGGGCCAAGGAUAUGUUCCAUUCAAAGGCUGCGUUCCUCAGUCCAACUGUAAAGAUAUUUGUCCUCUUGAGAAAAAAGAAGAAUGUAAUAAAAGAAUGACGUGGGACGAACUAGACAAGUAUGAGGAGUUCUUCUAUGGUUAUGGUUGGGUGAAAAAGUGCUGUAAACCUGGACAUAUUUUUGACAGUGAUUCUUGCCAUUGCAUUCCACUUCACAAUGGAAAAGGUUACGAGAUGGAUAACGAUAAACAAAAAGUUUGCAGAGCUGUUGUUCAUAUUCCUUUUGACAACAACUGCUUGGAUAAGUCUGGAAACCAGGUGAUUGUAGAAAAUCACAACGUCCAGUUGCUAGGAAAUGGUUUGGGUUACUUUGAUGGUAACGCCAAGUUAGUUAUUCCCAGAUUCCCCGAAAUGCAGUCGGCGUCUACCUUUGUAAUUAAGAUGCGUUAUCUAGAUGCACCGACUAAACACAUGCAGGGGCUAUUAAGUAACGGCGACUGUGAGAGGGAACAACCGACCAUGUUUAUGGUCAAAGGGCGAGCUGGUGUGAACUUCAUGGCAGAGAGUGCGAAGAAUAAAUUUACAACUUUUCAUUUACCUGCAAAGCCAUCGUGUUGGAAUGAAGCCUACUUUAUCCACGACUUCAAUACUAUGGAAGGCUACAUAAAUGGCAAGAGCUGUAAAAGAUGGACUUACGGACCAAUCAAAAUGGCGCAAGGGGGUCUGAAUAUUGGAGCUGUUAGAGGAUUCCAGAACUUCCAAGGCUUCAUGGAUUACGUCACAAUCUACUAUUGUCAAGAAGAAAAACCCAUGUAUAAGUGAGAACAAACAACUUGAAAUCCACAAGCAUUCCUGUGAUAUUGACAUUAGUCAUACUUUAUUAUAUUCAUGUUUCAUGUAUUUCAAACAUGUUUGAAUUAUUUAUAUUGUUAUGGAACGCAUAAUAUAUAUUUGUAGCCAUUGAGUGGCACCUAAAGCUUAAGUUAUAUGUUGCUCAUUUUUUUGUCUGAUAUAUAGUCAUGUUUAAAAUUAAGACCUACUAAGAUUUCUUUUGACUGAUCUUUAUUUUGAUGUAUUUAAAAUGGCUUUGGAAUUAACGACCCAUAUAUUAUUGUAAAUCCUAAAAAUACGUAUUAUAUGUGAUGCAGUCUUUGAUUUAUAAGGAUCUGCAUUUGUUUUAUUCUAACAUCUGUAGUUCAAUAGAAAAGCAUAUAUUUAACAUCCUUUGGUAAUUAUUUGCAAACGAAAUGACACUAAAUUUUGGGUAAGUGUAUUCGUGUAAUUAUGUAAAAACUGAA